This is a messenger RNA of Ipomoea nil (Japanese morning glory), 5188 nucleotides long. Its product is annotated as phospholipid-transporting ATPase 1-like. Gene Ontology annotation, cellular component: plasma membrane. The coding region runs from base 723 to 4613 and encodes 1296 amino acids. Gene Ontology annotation, molecular function: ATP hydrolysis activity; ATP binding; magnesium ion binding. The transcript is spliced from 10 exons. The record is from RefSeq and is a predicted model, not a curated record. Lineage: Eukaryota; Viridiplantae; Streptophyta; Magnoliopsida; Solanales; Convolvulaceae. Gene Ontology annotation, biological process: phospholipid translocation.
AUACGGAGGAGUGCGACCGACAGACAAAUUAUCAAAGCACAACGUACAGAGAGAGAGAGAGAGAGAGAGAGAGAGAGAGAGAGAGAGAGGUUUUUGGGUAAUAAAGAGAUUUAUUACCCAAAAUUAGUGUUUCCUCACUCGUCUCUCUCCUCGGUCUCGGCGCCCUCCUCCCUCCUCCCUCCUCCGUCUCUUUCACCAUUGCUGCAGCAACGCCAAACUACUGCUCAUUGCAAUUCAAUUAUCGGAUUUGUUUUUACCUCCGUUUCGUACAGUUGAGCGGGUGAAAAAAGCUGAUCACCAGUGAUGAGCUCUGAGAUUUAUGCGUAAAAAUGGGGGGCGCUGUUCCAGAGGUCGCCCUUCUCAGAUCUGACAUUUCCUUCGCUAUGAUUUCGCUUUCCUCACUGCAUUGAAGUUUGGACGGUCUAGUGUUCAACAUUUCCCAGGCCACAUUAAAGAGCUCCAGUUUUUGGAUUAUCUGCCUGGAUUGCCGUGGAGUUUUGUUGCUUGGCAGAGUAGAAGAUUGCUGGUCCACAGUCACGUGAAAUUGCUUACUGCAUUUUUCUAGCAGGCACGGAACCUCUAUCCAUUUCCUGGAGCUGAGGCGGAUUACGGUGGAGGAAUACUCUCUGGGCAGUGAAUGUGUGGAGGCCACAAGCAAUCACAAUUGUUGUUAGGGUUUUACUUCUGCUAUCCUCCGAUGUGUUUCCCUUGGAGGACUCGUUAUGACGUCCGGCAAGCCAUUAUUGUCAUCUUUUGAGCCUUCGUCUCAACCCCGCCCCCGUCAUUGGCGCCGACAUUCUACUUUGGGAAUUCUGAGCCACAGCCGGUCUUCAGUCUUUGACGAGGCACAGGAAAGUGAAUUCGAUUGGCUGAAGGAAGAUUUUGCCCCACUAGGAACUACUGCUUCCCAUCCUAAGAAAAAGCAGUUCUCUUCAGUUGAAGUUCACUCCCGUCCACCAUAUAUGCUGGAAUGCCCCCCACGGGAAAGGAAACGCCUUGUAUCGUGGGGUGGUGUAAUGGACCAUCGGAGUGAUAUUGCAACUUUUGAAAUCUCUGGUGAUCUGUCUCAGGUGGCUUCAUCUCGAGCAGCAUCCUCCCAGGUGACUUUAUCUCGUGUUGAAAAGCUAAACAGAUCACAGAGGCAUCUUCAAAAAAGUAUGCAGUUGGAAGAAAACAUGUUACAUGAAUCAAGGAUGAUCUAUAUUAAUGAUCCAAAGAAGACCAAUGAUGAGUUUGAAUUCACUGGAAAUGAGAUUCGAACUAGCAAGUAUACAAUACUUAAUUUUUUGCCUAAGAACCUUUUCAUUCAGUUCCACCGAGUUGCUUAUUUAUAUUUUCUAGCUAUUGCUGCUCUAAACCAGCUUCCACCGCUUGCAGUAUUUGGUAGAACUGUGUCUCUGUUUCCUCUUCUAUUUGUGCUAUCUGUGACAGCUAUAAAAGAUGGUUAUGAGGACUGGAGGAGACAUAGAUCAGAUCGAAAUGAGAAUAAUCGAGAGGCUCUAGUCCUUCAAUCUGGUGAAUUCCAAUUGAAAAGAUGGAAGAAGAUUUGUGUUGGUGAGGUUGUGAAGAUCCGUGCUGAUGAGACGAUUCCUUGUGACAUGGUGCUAUUAGGGACAAGUGAUAAUAGUGGAAUUGCUUAUAUACAGACAAUGAAUUUAGAUGGUGAAUCAAACUUGAAGACAAGGUAUGCUAGGCAAGAAACAACUUCAUUAGUUGAUGAGUGGGCAGAAGUAUCUGGGAUUAUAAGAUGUGAACAGCCUAACAGGAAUAUCUACGAGUUCACAGCAAACAUUGAGUUCAAAGGACAUCGGUUUUCCCUCAGCCAAUCAAAUAUUAUCUUGCGUGGAUGUCAGCUGAAGAACACAGAAUGGGUAAUUGGAGUGGUGGUUUAUGCUGGGCAAGAGACUAAAGCUAUGUUGAACAGUGCAGCAUCUCCAUCUAAAAGGAGCAGGCUGGAAACGUACAUGAAUCGGGAAACCAUUUGGCUAUCUAUUUUUCUUUUCAUCUUGUGCCUAGUUGUAGGAGUUGGCAUGGGUUUAUGGCUGAAGCGCUACAAGGAGCAGCUUGAUACUUUGCCAUAUUACCGGAGGUACUUUGAUAAUGGGAAAAUUGGAAAGAAAGUAUACAAGUACUAUGGGAUUCCCAUGGAAACCUUUUUCUCCUUUUUGAGUUCCAUCAUAGUCUUUCAGAUCAUGAUACCUAUCUCUCUCUAUAUCACUAUGGAGUUGGUAAGAUUGGGACAGUCGUAUUUCAUGAUCGGAGACGGGCAUAUGUACGACAGUAGUUCCAACUCUAGGUUUCAGUGUAGAUCCUUGAAUAUUAAUGAGGAUUUGGGUCAGAUACGGUAUGUUUUUUCAGAUAAAACCGGAACACUUACUGAAAAUAAGAUGGAAUUCAGAAGAGCAAGUAUAUGGGGAAAAAAUUAUGGAAAAUCCCCAUUGUCCACUAGCAAUCUUGGAGGUGAACCAGCAGCACAACCUUGUACUAGAAGAUGGAAGCUUAAGUCAGAAAUUGCCACUGAUUUUGAACUUAUGGAGUUGUUACGUAAUGGUCUAGCUGGGGAAGAAAGGAUUGCUGCACAUGAGUUCUUUCUGACAUUGUCUGCAUGCAAUACCGUGGUUCCUAUUCUUACUCAAAGUCCACCAUCAAGUAUCACUCAGGAUGAGUUUAGUGGCAUUCUAGGCACCAUUGAUUAUCAGGGUGAAUCACCAGAUGAACAAGCACUGGUUGCUGCAGCUUCUGCUUAUGGGUAUACACUUUUUGAGCGGACUUCUGGGCAUAUUUCAAUUGAUGUCAAUGAUCAUGGAUCAGUAUCCAUUUCACCAUGUCUACUCAAAUGUAGAUUGGAUGUGUUGGGACUGCAUGAGUUUGACAGUGUGCGCAAAAGAAUGUCUGUUGUUAUCAAAUUACCAAACAAUACUGUAAAGGUGUUGGUUAAAGGUGCUGAUACUUCAAUGUUGAGCAUUUUAAAGGAAGACGAUGAAAGAGAUGAUCGCAUUAGGCAUGCUACUCAUAAUCAUUUAAAUGAGUAUUCCUCUGAAGGUCUGCGAACCCUGGUAGUUGCUGCCAAGGAUCUGACUGGUGCAGAACUUGAGCAGUGGCAAUGCCUAUAUGAGGAUGCCAGCACUUCAUUGACUGACAGAUCUGCAAAAUUGCGACAAACAGCAAUGUUUAUUGAAAGCAACUUAACCCUAUUAGGGGCAACUGCUAUUGAGGAUAGGUUGCAAGAGGGUGUACCUGAAGCUAUUGAAUCUCUGCGACAAGCAGGAAUAAAGGUGUGGGUUCUUACUGGUGAUAAACAAGAAACUGCUAUUUCAAUUGGUCUUUCUUGCAAACUCCUAACCUCAGACAUGCAUAAGAUCAUAAUAAAUGGACACUCUGAAGAUGAGUGCAAAAUGCUGAUAUCUGAUGCUAAGGCUAAAUAUGGGUUGAAGAAUUUAAGCUCCAAUGAUCGGACACUGAGAUGGGAAAGUGACCCUGACAAUGGUUACUCUGAAGUUCUAGCUGAUGCAAAGUUGCCAAACUUACCUGAGGAGCUUGCAGGACAGGAAGGAGGACUUUCUGGCCUACCAUUAGCACUCAUAAUUGAUGGAAAUAGUCUGGUUUACAUUUUAGAGAAAGAUCUCGAGAGUGAGCUAUUCGAGCUCGCAACUUCAUGUAGAGUGGUGCUCUGCUGUCGUGUUGCACCUUUGCAAAAGGCUGGGAUUGUCGACCUAAUAAAAUGCCGCACUGAUGAUAUGACAUUGGCCAUAGGUGAUGGGGCUAAUGAUGUUUCAAUGAUCCAAAUGGCGGAUGUCGGUGUUGGAAUAUGUGGUCAGGAGGGUCGCCAAGCUGUGAUGGCAUCAGAUUUUGCUAUGGGACAAUUUCGCUUUCUGAAAAGAUUGCUUCUGGUGCACGGGCAUUGGAAUUAUCAGCGAAUUGGUUACUUGGUUCUGUAUAACUUCUACAGGAAUGCUGUUUUUGUGUUGAUGCUUUUCUGGUACAUUUUGUGUACAGCCUUUUCUACAACUUCUGCACUCACGGACUGGAGCAGUGUUUUUUAUUCUCUUAUUUAUACUUCAAUUCCUACUAUAGUUAUUGGUAUUUUGGAUAAGGAUUUAAGUGAUAGGACACUAUUGAAGUAUCCAAAGCUCUAUACCGCUGGCCAUAGGCAGGAGAGCUACAAUAUGUACCUCUUCUGGGCAACAAUGAUUGAUACACUGUGGCAGAGUCUUGUCCUAUUUUAUGUACCCUUAUUCACAUAUAAGGAGAGUACAAUUGAUAUUUGGAGUCUGGGUAGCUUGUGGACAAUUGCAGUGGUUAUCCUGGUCAACAUGCACUUGGCAAUGGAUGUUCAACGCUGGCUGAUAUUGACUCAUAUUGCAAUUUGGGGAUCAAUUGUUAUUACAUAUGGCUGCAUGGUGGUGGUGGACUCUAUAGUGAUCUUCCCUAAUUAUGGUACAAUAUACCAACUGGUUAAGUUGCCAACUUACUGGCUCACCAUUGUACUUAUAAUAGUUUUGGCGUUGCUUCCUCGCUUUAUUUUCAAGGCAAUACAUCGAACUUUCUGGCCUUCUGAUAUACAGAUAGCUAGUGAAGCAGAGAUAUUGAGGCCCGGUUCUCUGUGGUCCUAGACAGAUCAAUAUACCAGCUGAUGAUCAACUACACUUUGAUGGUUCUUGCUUGAGUUUAGCCAUCGUGGCUUUCCCAUGGCAUUCCACUGUAUAGUUUAUGUGAUGAUAUAUGUCAACUGAUCACUGCCAGCAGGUGAAACCUGCGAGGUAUUGUGGACAUGGACACGGUUAUGCAUGUUAGGGAAACCCGGGGCUGACUCAAAGCAGCAGUUGAUUAUUGGAGAUUAUAGCGAAGGUCUGGAUCACGAAUUCACGAUGGCCAAGGUUUAGAAGAAAACAUUGCUGGAUUUGGUCAAGCAUAUACAGGUUUUAGUCUCAACUGUUUCUUUAAUGUUUAAGUGAAGAGGAGUCAAGGAGAGAAAUUACACGAACAGUGUGCAUAUUAGUUUCUUGUGAAAAUCAGAUUUCAGAUUUUUACAUUGUUAACAAAUAGAAGUGUUCCACAACUGAUACGAGGUACAUUUCUUUUCCUUGGUUGUAACGAGCUCGAAUGAGCAGUAUAGUGUAACCACCACCAAAGACCAAAGAUGGUAAGGGUCAAAUUUCUAAAGAAGUCGACAGUUGGGAUUUUUUCA